AUGGGCUUCUGCCACUGCAUACGGAUAGAUUUCUUAGAUAUCGACUGCCAGGAGGGCUCAGUGGCUUUUACCACACUAAGGUCCAGGCCUGGCCAGGGGCUCCGUCAAGCCCACGCCCCGGCGGAGGAAGGGCGGCGGCGGUGGCGAGGGCUGCCCAGGAGGUGGCAAUCGGGAGCCUCUGACGGGAGUGGAGCAAAGGUGGAGGGAGGCUCCCAGGAAAAAAAGGUGGCUGCCUUUAAGUGGAGUGAAGCCCAGCAGAUGAUAAAUGGUACCCCGGUCUAUAUGUACCAGGACUGCAGCGUGCUUUCCGAGGGCGACACUGAUCACUGGCUUCGGACCAACUGGAUUUAUCGGGGCGAGGCAGCCUCCCGCGUUUAUGUGGAGCUAAAGUUUACUGUGAGGGACUGCAAGAGCUUCAAAGGUGAAGUGGUGACCUGCAAAGAGACCUUCAAUCUCUAUUACAUGGAGUCCGAACAAGAUGUUGGGAUCCAGUUCCGCCGCCCACUUUUCAUCAAGCUCAACACUGUGGCAGCAGAUCGAAGUUUCACAAGCAGAGACAUCGAAUCGGGCGCCAUGCAGCUGAACACCGAAGUGUGCCCCAUCGGGAAGCUGUCUCGCCGGGGCUUCUACCUGGCUUUCCAAAACUCUGGGGCUUGCGUAGCGAUGGUGUCAGUCCGAGUGUAUUACAAGACUUGCCCGGAGACAGUGCGGGGCCUGGCCCGUUUUCCGGAGACGCUGGCAGGAUCGGAGGGGCUGACAGAAGUGCCUGGGGUCUGCGUGGAGGAUGCGGCUGAAGAAGCGGGCUCUCCCCCAAGGAUGCACUGCAGCACCGAUGGGGAGUGGCUGGUACCGAUGGGCCAAUGCCUUUGUGCUGUGGGCUUUGAGGAAGUCGACGGGAGCUGCGUAG
Messenger RNA from Mesitornis unicolor (brown roatelo), 907 nucleotides. Its product is annotated as ephrin type-A receptor 1-like. Gene Ontology annotation, molecular function: ATP binding; transmembrane-ephrin receptor activity; protein binding. The annotation marks the transcript as partial. The transcript is spliced from 3 exons. Gene Ontology annotation, cellular component: membrane; neuron projection. Gene Ontology annotation, biological process: protein phosphorylation; cell surface receptor protein tyrosine kinase signaling pathway; axon guidance. Lineage: Eukaryota; Metazoa; Chordata; Aves; Mesitornithiformes; Mesitornithidae. The record is from RefSeq and is a predicted model, not a curated record.